This is a messenger RNA of Penicillium brasilianum, 3905 nucleotides long. NCBI's taxonomy places the organism in Eukaryota, Fungi, Ascomycota, Eurotiomycetes, Eurotiales, Aspergillaceae. The record is from the annotation of a GenBank genome assembly.
GCUGGAGUUUGUACACCGUACCCAUUGGAAGCCGUGGAAGCUCGGGCGUGCAGAGCCGAGUGGAUCUGGGCGCUCGGUGCAGGUCCAGGGCGUCAGGGACAGGCAAGUUAACCGCCGAAGGAAAGGGACCCGGCAAAAUGGAAAUUGUUCGAUGGACCCAUUCUGAUUUAUAUUUUCUCCAGGAAUGCGGAAGCACGGACGGGAGUCUGGGAAAGAGUGUACUGUAUUCCAGUCUUUGGGUGGCUGAAGUUGGGGGUGGGAUGGUUUAUUUUUCCUCGAAGCAGAGAAUAAUUCUUCCGGUGGCAUUUUUUCCGUGAAUAGGACAAGGGGACGGUUGCUGGCGCAUUCGUUGAAAAGGAGGAAUCGGGGGGGUCGCAGACAGUCGACUCGGUCGAAUAGUCGAGGUCUAGAACGCCCAAGGGACCGGAAAAAUGGAGAGUGUCAUGUGCCCCGAUCGACUUGCAGGGGGACCACUUUGGUGGGUUUUUCACUGGACCAAAGGGGGUUGGCUAUCUAUAGAUCUUCAACGGGGGAUAUCAGAUUGUCAUGGUUGGAGUAAUGGUCACGAAUAGUUCGUGUCAUGAUUAUGGUGGUGUCAAUCAGCGUGCAACCGGGACAACGAGCAUUAACCGCUGAAGAAUUACGGUGGAAGUAUAUCGGAUAUCGGGGAAUGCCAUUCGUUGUAUCCGUAUACGACGGAAUAGGGGAUUAUAGAGAAGAAAGAUCGAAGAACGGACGAAGAAUUCUAGUGCAUCCAGGAUAGACAAAGUGGGGGGAGUGACGAGGUCUUCUGAUCAAAAAAAAAAAAAAAAAAAAAAAACGGUCUAUGAACCGGAUUUACCAGGACCACCUUUACCCAGAGACUCGAGUCCAACCCCCACUCUCCCUCUCUCCCUCUCUCCCUCCCGCAAGCCCACGCAGCCACGAGCUCCGUAGGAGCUGCGAAAAGGGCCCUUGGCCUGUGAAGGGAACUUCCCACGGGAGGAACUAUAGCGACCGAGUUUCCACCCCGGCUACUGAUCCCAUCAUCUCUCCAUGGCCCACCCGUUUGGAUAAGAACUCGCUCGUCUUCCCUGGCACACGCGAACCGGGUUCGCAUUUCGUUCUUGUUCUGCCUUCGCCCCUCGUACGUCACUCUCCACUUUUUUUCCCUUCUUCGCUGGCCUGGGAUCUUGGGAGCUCUCCCGUAUCCGUUGCCAAUACCUUACACGCCACGUAGAGAACAGGAGGCUCCAGCAGAAGAGAAAGAGGGAGAGGACGAUAAUCAUUAUUAUUCUUAGUUGAUCCUCCGUGCCAGUGUCUCUGGUCAAUUCCCGUCCCACGGCCUAUCGUCAUACUUUCCUUGGGUUUCCCUCCCCCACACUUUUUUUUAAACUUGUCCGCCACCUUUUCCCCUCCCCCCCUCUCACUCUCUCUCUCACUCGGUCUCGGAUUCUCUCUCUUCCUACACUCUCCGCCUCUCCUCCGACGCCUCACAUACAUACACACCACCCCCCCACACUUUCACAAUGCGCAAUCCUUUUGAUCUCGACGAGAACAGCGUGGACGGUGACUCCGAACCCCCAACAGAUCUGGAGUUUGAGGUCGACGUCCGACCGCAUCAGACCGAUGAUGGCGAGCGCGCUUUAUUGCAGGAUGAGGAGCACCAUCCGUCCGAUCUAAAAGAACGUUUUAUUGGCACGAUCGAUCAGGGUACGACGAGCACCCGUUUUAUUAUCUUUGAUUGCACGGGCGUUCCCAUCGCAAAGUACCAAACAGAAUUCCGUCAAAUUCACGAACAUCCUGGAUGGCACGAACAAGACCCCUAUGAAUUGGUAGAGUCGGUCUACAUCUGCAUUGAGGAGGCGAUGAAAUCAUUCCUGGCUCUGGGCCACUCCCGAUCCGACAUUGAAGCCGUCGGAAUCACCAGUCAACGAGAGACCGCUCUAGUCUGGGACUGGGAGACCGGAGAGCCUCUUCACAAUGCCAUCACUUGGACCGACACACGCACGGUGAACCUAGUCCGUGAACUUAAGGAGAAGCCCGGUGCCGAAGAUCUCGUCAACAUCUGUGGCCUACCCCUCUCCACAUACCCCUCCUCGGUCACGUUGCGUUGGAUGCUGGACAACCUCCCCGACGUCCGAUCGGCGUAUGACGACGGCCGGGCCGCCUUUGGUACCGUGGAUUCCUGGCUCAUCUACAACCUGAACGGUGGUCCUCAGAACAGGCGUUUGGUCACCGACGUCACCAACGCCUCACGCACCAUGUUCAUGAACCUCGAGACCCUGCAGUACGACGACCGACUCCUCAAGUUCUUCGAUAUCGAUCGCAACAAGAUUCGUCUUCCGGAUAUUCUCCCCUCGUCCGACCCGGAGGGCUUCGGUGAGAUCUACGAGGGUCCCCUGGAGGGCACCCCCAUCACCAGCUGCCUGGGUGACCAGGCCGCGGCACUCGUCGGCCACUGCGCCUUUACUCCCGGCUCCGCUAAGAACACCUACGGCACCGGAUGUUUCCUUCUCUACAAUGUGGGUGAAAAGCCCGUCAUUUCCAAGCACGGUCUGCUCGGCACCGUUGGAUUCCAGCUGGGCCGGGAUCGCAAACCCGUGUACGCCCUCGAGGGUAGCGUGGCCGUGGCCGGCAGUGGUGUUUCCUUCCUCAUGAACAACAUGGGCUUCUUCCGUGACUCGCGAAAGGUCAGUGAUCUGGCCGCGACUGUGCCGGACAGUGGAGGCUGUGUGUUCGUGACUGCUUUCAGUGGUCUCUUUGCGCCGUACUGGAUUGAUGAUGCCCAGGGAACGAUUUGGGGUAUCACUCACCACACGCAACGAGGGCACAUUGCUCGCGCAACGAUGGAGGCAGCUUGCUUCCAGACGAAAGCCAUCUUGGAUGCCAUGGAGAUGGACAGUGGCAAGAAGUUGACGGAAUUGGCCGUGGAUGGUGGCAUGAGUAAUUCCGACAUUUGCAUGCAGACUCAAGCAGAUAUUAUUCAAAUCCCCGUCGAACGCCCCGCCAUGCACGAGACUACCGCCCUCGGCGCCGCAAUCGCGGCCGCUUUCGCUAUCGGAGUGUGGAAGGACUUUUCUGAUCUCAAGCACAUGAACCGCGCCAACCGUGCCACCUUUGAACCUCACAUCACGCCCAAGGAGAGUGUCCGCAUGUACAAACGGUGGUCUAAGGCCGUCGAAAUGUCCCGGGGUUGGAUGGCGCAAAAGGCCGAGUUGGACGACGACGUUGAAUAAAUAUGAACCCGCACCCGCAUCCCUCCAUCACCUGCAUUUUCUCUAUACCACUUUUAUCUUCGAUUUUCAAUUUUCUGCUCGACACGACUGCCAGCCAGUUUGCCACUGCCCACAGCCGGGAUUGAGUCAACAAUGAGAUUGUCCCUUGCAUCUCAUCACCACACAGAGAAUAUGCCAUGAAAUACCCGCCUCCCUCAACACACGUCCCACACCCCCGUUCUCUCUGUUCGUUCGCAUAUCCUGGCUGUGAUUUCGAGGACAUAUGGAAAUUUCCAUAUAUAUCUCCCACUCCAUAUCUCCCACUUCACUAUACAUAUUUAGAGACCCUCAUUUCCGAAUAAAAGGCUCUGUCCUCUACAGGCGAACUGACCACUUCGGACUCGGCUAUUCAUUUUUUUUUUUUUCAUGACCGUGAUGAAUGGUUGUGUUUCUUAUCUCUGUUUUCCAGCGACGAAGUCUUGAGGGGAAGAGCUGGGCCUUGUCUCUUGUUUCUCCCUCGGUUGCGUUUCUUUUCAUUCUCCUCCAUCUUGAGCUCUUCUCUACCAUUGAUUUUCUACUGCCUUGCUCGACGCACUGAGAGCGUCGAGCCAAGGUGCAUACUUGUGUACAUAACAGCGGAAUUGCCUCCACAAUCAGAUUAAAAAAUUUUCAAAAUCAUUUUCUCUCGCUAUGUAUAGCAUGGCUUCA